Molecule: messenger RNA, 1926 nt
Organism: Haliaeetus leucocephalus (bald eagle)
Lineage: Eukaryota; Metazoa; Chordata; Aves; Accipitriformes; Accipitridae
Gene: LRRC56
Product: leucine rich repeat containing 56
Exons: 12
Coding region: 1-1926 (641 amino acids)
Molecular function (GO): protein binding
Source: RefSeq, a predicted model, not a curated record
AUGGACCUGAAGUGGAAUCCUGGCAGAAUUCCUCAUCUGGCCUCAGCUGCAGUCUGGGUGACUGAUUUGAGUUGGCGAGGCAACCUAAAUCCCAGUCCGCUGAUUAAAGAUGACAGAGAACUACUUAUGGAUGAAUACCUUUCCCCCAGGAAACUGAAAGUUUUGACAGGGGUAGAUGACCUGCAGCAAGUGAAGGCCCUGGAGAUGCGAGUAGAUACAAGAGAAAAGAGCUUGGGGAACUUUGGUGCCUAUCUACCUAAUCUGAGAGAACUGAAGUUGAACAAUAGCUUGCUUGUGUCUGUGAGGGAUCUUGGAACCACGUUGUCCCACCUCCAUGUCCUAUGGAUGGCUUGCUGUGGGCUCUCAGAUUUAGAUGGGAUCUCUUCCUGCAGAUCUCUAAAAGAACUCUACAUAGCCUAUAACAACAUCUCGGACCUGAGCCAGCUGACCUGGUUGGAUCACCUUGAGGUUUUGGACCUGGAAGGGAACAAUAUUGAGGACAUCAACCAGAUGCAGUACCUGGGACUUUGUUGCAAGCUGAGCCGCCUGACGGUGGAGGGCAACCUUAUUUGUCUGAAGCCAAAUGCAGAAUCUGCAGAGGAACCAGAUUAUAAUUACAGAGCUGAAGUAAAAAAACUCAUUCCCCACUUGGAGUAUUUGGAUGAAAUACCAGCAAGGCAAACUGCUCUCCUUCCUUCCAAGAAGAUGCAUGAGGAUUGGCUAAUCAUCAAGGAAUCCAUCAAGGAAGGUGGUUUAGCUGGAGACAUUUCAUGGUUAGAUCCAUAUCUUGGGGCAAUAGCAAGGCAGUCUGGAUGCAGCCCAAGACCCCCGACAGCUUCCAGACCUGGAACCGCGCAGUGGUCUGCUAAUGCAGGGAGAUCUAGCAAUGCCCGUCUCUUGUACAGUGGCUGUCCUCUUCCAGAUCCCACUGUUUCUGAUGAGCUGUUCACAAAAGAUGACUCUAGUGAUUUGACACAUGGACUCAGUCAAGUUAUAUGUGGGAACCCCACCAAGGCCCUUCGUGCAAGGAGGCAAAAGCUAGGUUCACCUGCAGUGAGCCCUUUGAAAGUAUGCGGUCUGAGGACAGAAAACUUUUACGGCUCUGGAGGAGCAGGAGACCUGCACCAGGAAGAUGUGUUCUCUGAACUGAGAAUAUGGAGAGAGCAGCACAAGUGCCUGCAAACAGGUCAGCAAGAAAAAGCCAUCCAAGCACUGAAGGUAACUCUUAGUGGUGAGGAAGAGGGUGAAGACUGCAGCCUGAUUGACAGCUGUGAAGAUGAGUUGAGGGAGACCUGUGAUGAGGACCUCAUUGAAAGGAUUUCACUUGAUUUUUCUUGCCAGUCCUGUCUCUCCCAGUCUUCCUCAGGUUCAUCACAGGCUCAGGAAGGUGCAGUGUUCCCCAACCUGAACCACUGUCUAAUUCCGUCCCCUCCAAAAAGCCCUUCACCUGCAUCUGUAACGGGUGUUGCAGCAAGACACUGGAAAAUGAGGAACCACAGGGUAAGAUGCCUAAAAGUACCCAGCCAAGAGGAGGAGAGGCAGUGGACACAGCGAUGCCAGUCAAGGACUCAUCAAGAAACUUCAGCCCAGUCUCUGGGCAAAGAACUUGCUCUCCUGAGCCAGCAUGGCAUGCCGGGUGCCUCCAGAUCCCAAGGGCAGGGCCAGCCUGCUGGGAGCACCGGCUGGCGAAGACCUAUUUCAGGACCAGCAGCUGUUGGAUCAACAAGCAUCAGGCCCAUCAUGAAUGAGAGCUGUCUUGGAGAGAUCAACCACCACCAGCCAGCUGUCUGCUCAUUGGCAAAAGCCUCGGAGAGGUUUGGGCUGAUGAACACUGCUUGGCCCCUGACUGCCAGGGCCAUAUUGCAGUCCUUGCCAGACAGACCCACUGCCUUAACAACGUCUCGGAACAAAAGUCCCCAGUCCUAG